UGUUGUUUUUAGGGUAGGGCUUUAAACCUUUUCCCCGAUAAAAUGAUGCUAUGGAAACCUACCCGGAGCCAAGUACAAGAAAAAGCACGUUUAGGGAAUUGUUAAGAGUCGCAGAUCUUUUGACACCUUAACGUAAUCGUACCAAGUCCAGGACAUCGUAGCAGUCAGCGGCAUAUUUAUAGCUUGUCAAUUGGCAGCAUUAUGGCAGCAAUUACACAUAUCCGGAAUUUUCUGAGGCCUUCGGCCUCGCUUCCUCUUAGAUCGACGCUAGGUGGCCUCCGCAGAAUGGCUACCUCUACCAAGGGCGGUGUUAGCGUCGAGGUCCCUCCCAUGAAACAGAACCCUUACGGACCCAACCCUGCUGAUUUCCUUUCCCGUACUAGCAACUUCCACAUCAUCGAGUCCACGUUGCGUGAGGGUGAGCAAUUCGCCAACGCCUUCUUCGACACUGAGAAGAAGAUUGAAAUCGCCAGAGCUUUGAGCGACUUUGGUGUCGAUUAUAUCGAGCUCACUUCUCCUGUCGCUUCCGAGCAAUCUCGUCGUGACUGUGAGGCCAUUUGCAAGCUCGGACUCAAGUCUAAGAUUCUUACUCACAUUCGUUGUCAUAUGGACGACGCCCGCGUUGCUGUCGAGACUGGUGUCGACGGUGUCGACGUCGUCAUUGGUACUUCCCAGUACCUUCGCAAGUACUCUCACGGAAAGGACAUGGCCUACAUCACCGAGAGCGCCAUGGAAGUGAUUGAGUUUGUCAAGAGCAAGGGUAUCGAAAUUCGUUUUUCUUCCGAGGACUCUUUCCGCUCCGACCUCGUCGACCUUCUUUCCAUUUACCGUGCUGUUGACAAGAUCGGUGUCAACCGUGUCGGUAUUGCUGACACUGUCGGCUGUGCUACCCCCAGACAAGUCUACGACCUUGUUCGUACUCUUCGUGGCGUCGUCUCUUGCGACAUUGAGUGCCAUUUCCACAACGACACUGGUAUGGCCAUUGCUAACGCCUACUGCGCUUUGGAGGCCGGUGCCACUCACAUCGACACCUCUGUCUUGGGUAUUGGUGAGCGUAACGGUAUCACUCCUUUGGGUGCCUUGUUGGCUCGCAUGUACGCCACUGACCGUGACUACGUUUUGAGCAAGUACAAGCUGAACAAGCUUCGCGACGUUGAGAACUUGGUUGCUGAUGCCGUUGAAGUUCAAAUUCCCUUCAACAACUACAUCACUGGUAUGUGUGCCUUUACCCACAAGGCCGGUAUCCACGCCAAGGCUAUUCUCGCCAACCCUUCCACCUACGAGAUCCUUAAGCCUGAGGACUUCGGCAUGUCUCGUUACGUCCAUGUUGGUUCCCGUCUCACUGGCUGGAACGCUAUCAAGUCUCGUGCUGAGCAACUCAACUUGAACUUGACUGAUGCUCAAGCUAAGGAACUCACUGCUGUUAUCAAGAAGCUUGCUGAUGUCCGUACUCUUGCUCUCGACGAUGUUGACCGUGUCCUCCGUCAAUACCAUGCCGAUCUCGGUAACCCCAACAUUGCGAACGCCUCUGAGGCCACCGCUGCUGCUUUUGGAUCCCCGAACUAAAAAGCACUUUAGAGAAUGCAUUCACUACCCCGCCGAGUGCCCUUGGGAGUCUGAUUUACUUGCAAUCGUUUCCUCCCUUUGGUGCGCGCUCCUGUUAGCGUCUGCUGGAAGAACGAUCUGUCGAUUCUGAUUUUAGAUAAUUCCGACACAUGCGUUGUGUUCUGUCGGCGUCUGGUUACAUUGUCUCGUGCAUUUAAAAAUGUUAUAUUAUAGAUUACCCCUGUGUUUUCUUUUCACCCUUUUGUUCUUUUGGAUAUGUUAAUGAUAUUUGGCACUGCAUAUAUAUCGUCCUUUGUUGCUUGCCUUUAAGUUCGGUGGUGCCAGAGCCGCUGGUUUGUGCGGAUUUUAUGCUUGUCGUGUUUUAGCAAUCCCUGUAAUUUACUGCUGCUUCUUGUUUUUUGCCGCCCUCUUUUCAUGCUCACCCGCUCGUUUAGAAUUGUCAACUAAUAUUAACUGUCAUUCUAUAUCCUAAUACCAAUG
Molecule: messenger RNA, 2046 nt
Organism: Schizosaccharomyces japonicus yFS275
Lineage: Eukaryota; Fungi; Ascomycota; Schizosaccharomycetes; Schizosaccharomycetales; Schizosaccharomycetaceae
Product: homocitrate synthase
Exons: 1
Coding region: 202-1566 (454 amino acids)
Biological process (GO): L-lysine biosynthetic process
Molecular function (GO): acyltransferase activity, acyl groups converted into alkyl on transfer; homocitrate synthase activity; catalytic activity
Source: RefSeq, a predicted model, not a curated record